GUCGCCGCCGCCGGGUUUGCUAGCCGAGUCGCGCGCGGAGAGCUCCGUGGGGCAGAGAAGUCAUGGCUUCUCCGUCCAAAGGCAGUGACUUGUUCUCGUCCGAUGAGGAGGGCUCGGCGAUGGGGGCCGGGCCGGGCCCGGGGCCGGGGGGCGCCGAGGGCGCGGCGGAGGAGCGCCGCGUCAAGGUCUCCAGCCUGCCCUUCAGCGUGGAGGCGCUCAUGUCGGACAAGAAGCCGCCCAAGGAGGCGUCCCCGCUGCCGGGCGAGAGCGCCUCCGCCGGGGCCACCCUGCGGCCGCUGCUGCUGCCCGGACACGGGGCCCGGGAAGCGCGCAGCCCCGGGCCGCUGGUCAAGCCCUUCGAGACCGCCUCGGUCAAGUCGGAAAAUUCAGAAGACGGAGCGGCGUGGAUGCAGGAACCCGGCCGGUAUUCGCCGCCGCCAAGACACAUGAGCCCCACCGCCUGCACCCUGCGGAAGCACAAGACCAACCGGAAGCCACGCACCCCCUUCACCACGUCCCAGCUCCUGGCCCUGGAGCGCAAGUUCCGCCAGAAACAGUACCUCUCCAUCGCUGAGCGCGCCGAGUUCUCCAGCUCCCUGAACCUCACAGAGACCCAGGUCAAAAUCUGGUUCCAGAACCGCAGGGCCAAGGCGAAAAGGCUGCAGGAGGCCGAACUGGAAAAACUGAAAAUGGCUGCGAAACCCAUGCUGCCCUCGGGCUUCAGCCUCCCCUUCCCCAUCAACGCGCCCCUGCAAGCAGCAUCCAUAUACGGGGCAUCGUACCCCUUCCAUAGACCUGUGCUCCCCAUCCCGCCCGUCGGACUCUACGCGACGCCGGUCGGAUACGGCAUGUACCAUCUAUCCUAAGGAAGACUGCGCCACAGACUCCACGACGGACGUGUGUUUGAGCAGGCCCCCCUCCCUCUCGAGGAAGGCCGCACCCAGCCAGCACCCCUGCUUUGCAAACCCCGCCUGCACCCCCCUGAGCAGCUAGGCCCACAGGGCCGCAGACUCGGUUUGGAUUCAUUCUUUAGACGGGCGACACCAGGCCCCCGUGUACCUGGUGUCACCCUCCAGAUGGCCCCUUGUCCUUGCAUAAAGAUUGGCUCUGACCGUUUUUAUAUAUGAAGAUGUAUAAUAAAAUAUAAUACAUUUUUAUACAGCAGACGGAAACAUUCAAAUUAUUUUGAAAGGCAAAAUUUAUAUACAUAUAUAUAUAUAUAUAUAUCACCUUCCUAAAAGAGACGGUUUAAGUCCAUUCUUUUCUUCUUGUAGGGGGAGACAAAUUAUUUACUAAAAUUGCUGAAAUUUGGUGAUUUCGAUGGGACAAUUGACUUGCGCUUGGGGAAAACAAAUAGAAUUAGACACGAUGGGUAGAGACAGUAGAUACGGAGAGACUUUUGCAAGUGACAGGGGACACGUCAUGUUUUUGCAGUGACACGCAUUCGAAACUCAUCCGAUGCUACCCCAUUCGGCCCUAUUUUCCACCCUCUCCACGUUGUCACAUGGUUACACAUCGGUGAAGUUUUAUCUUUUUCUUUUUUUUUUUUUUGGUAAAAUCAGUAAAAGGGGGACGGGAAGACCCCUGAGCGGGCCUGGGGUCAGGGCAGAUGGAAGGACUCCCUCAUUCGCAAGGCGGUCACUUAACUCCAGAUACUUGGAGAGUGAAAAGUUAAAGCAUGUCUGGAGGAAUUGAUGGUUUCUGUGAAAUACUAGGUCGGUCCUCACACAUUGCAAAGGUGAUCGGGGGAGGGGAGGGUGUAGUUCAUUUUCUGCUUUAAAAAAAAAAAAAAAAAAGCCUUGUAACUAUUACGUAUAUGCUAAAUAUUCUUCAACGACGAAUAGACCCAGAAUGAAAAAUCCUGUUUUCUCUGUGUGUGUACCUAUUGUAUGUGCUAAACGUAUUAGAAAAAUUUAUAUACCUUUUAACAUGUUGGGGGCAAAGGGUUAAAGCCAUGUUUUGACUUGCUGAUAAUGGUGGUGUCACACAGGCCAUUUAGCUCCUUAGUAUUUCAUCUUCCUAGCCAACUCUCCCCUCCCCCACCCCCCCAACCAGUAUACUUUAUCCCUUUGAAAGGGUACCUUGUAUAAUUUUAUAUAUUUUAUUGAAGAGUUAUUUCUUAUCUCUGAUUCCGAAUUAAAUUAAAUGUUUGUUUUAUUGCA
Pteropus alecto (black flying fox) is the source of this 2162-nucleotide messenger RNA. It is a transcript of the gene MSX2, whose product is annotated as msh homeobox 2. Gene Ontology annotation, biological process: regulation of transcription by RNA polymerase II; embryonic morphogenesis. Lineage: Eukaryota; Metazoa; Chordata; Mammalia; Chiroptera; Pteropodidae. The coding region runs from base 63 to 866 and encodes 267 amino acids. Gene Ontology annotation, cellular component: nucleus. The transcript has 2 exons. Gene Ontology annotation, molecular function: DNA-binding transcription factor activity, RNA polymerase II-specific; RNA polymerase II transcription regulatory region sequence-specific DNA binding. The record is from RefSeq and is a predicted model, not a curated record.